Rhinolophus ferrumequinum (greater horseshoe bat) is the source of this 972-nucleotide messenger RNA. Its product is annotated as olfactory receptor 6J1. Gene Ontology annotation, cellular component: membrane. NCBI's taxonomy places the organism in Eukaryota, Metazoa, Chordata, Mammalia, Chiroptera, Rhinolophidae. The record is from RefSeq and is a predicted model, not a curated record. Gene Ontology annotation, molecular function: olfactory receptor activity; G protein-coupled receptor activity. Gene Ontology annotation, biological process: G protein-coupled receptor signaling pathway.
AUGGAGAAUCAGACUGCCGCCAUCACAGAGUUUAUUUUGCUGGGAUUUCCCCUGAGCAGGCAGGAGGAACGGCUGUUCCUGGUGCUGCUGCUGCCCGCCUUCCUGCGGACACUCCUGGGGAACCUGCUCAUCGGCUCCAUUGUGCUGUCCUACUCCCGCCUCCACACACCCAUGGACUUCCUCCUGUGCAACCUCAUCCUCUUCAGCUCUGUCAUUUCUCCAAAAGUGUUGGCCAACAUAGCAUCUGGGGGUAAAACCAUCUCCUUUGCUGGGUGUGUCACCCAGUGCUAUUUCUACUUCUUCCUGGGCACCGUAGAGUUUCUUCUGCUGACAGUCAUGUCGUAUGAUCGCUGUGCCGCAGUCUGUUACCCCCUGCAGCAUCGCACCAUCAUGAGACCUACGGUCUGCUUUGGGACCGUUGUGUUCUCUUGGGUGGGAGGCUUCCUAUCUGUGCUCUUUCCAAUCAUCCUCAUCCAGCUGCCCUUCUGUGGCUCCGACAUUAUUAACCACUUCUUCUGUGACUGUGGGCCCUUGCUGGCCCUGGCCUGUGCAGACACCACUGUCAUUGAGCUGAUGGAGUUUAUGCGUUCGUCCACCAUCAUCCUCUGCUGCAUAGCCCGUGUGGCCUAUUCCUAUACAUACAUCACCUUAAUAAUAGUGUGCAUCCUUUCCACAAGCGGAAGGAAAAAGGCCUUUAACACCUGUGCUUCCCACCUGGCAAAAGUCAUGAUUUCUGGAGGCAUCACGGUGUUUAUCUAUGUGACUCUGUCCCAGAAAGAAUAUCUGGAGGUCAACAAGGGCCUUUCAGUACUGAGCAGUGUUGUGACUCCAUUCCUCAACCCAGUUAUAUACACGCUGAGGAAUGACACAGUGUUGAAGGUCCUCAAGGACAUGUGGGUCAGGGUUCAAGUAGUUCUAGAAAAGAGAAUGAUGAAGCUGAGGAGCAAAUUGUCAUCUUACGAAGACCACUAA